CUCAGAGCUCCACUAUCCAUUUGACUUCUGCAGGUUCCUUCUUCUUGGGCAGUUGGAUUAUCCUGUAUUGCAACAAAGAUGUCUCUUCACCAAGACCAGCAGCAAUGCAAGCAAGGCAUCACCCUGCCGCCGGCACUCUGUAAGGAAAAAUGCCCAGAAAUGGUGCCGUGUCCAGAGCCGGUGAAAUGCCCUGAGCCAAUACCAUGUUGUCCAGUGAAGCCACCAUGCAAGGAACCACCAGUCCCAAUUCCUACUCCAUGCCCUGAGCCAAUACCAUGUCCUCAACAGAAGCAACAGUGCAAGUUGCCACCAGUCCCAGUUCCUCUUCCACACCCUGAGCCAAUACCAUGUUCUCCAGAGAAGCCACCAUGCAAGGAGCCCCCAUUCCCACAUCCUCUUCCACACCCUGAGCCAAUACCUCAUUGUCCAGAGAAGCCGCCAUGCAAGGAACCAAAAGUCCCAGUUCCUCUUCCACACCCUGAGCCAAUACCUUAUUGUCCAGACAAGUCGCCAUGCAAGCAACCACCAGCCCCCGUUACUCCUCCAUGUCCUAAGCCAAUACCAUGUUCUCCAGAGAAGCCACCAUGCAAGGAACCCCCAUUCCCACAUCCUCUUCCACACCCUGAGCCAAUACCAUGUCCUCAACACAAGCAACAGUGCAAGUUGCCACCGGUCCCAGUUCCUCUUCCACACCCUGAGCCAAUACCUCAUUGUCCAGAGAAGCCACCAUGCAAGGAACCAAAAGUCCCAGUUCCUCUUCCACACCCUGAGCUAAUACCUCAUUGUCCAGAGAAGCCGCCAUGCAAGGAACCCCCAUUCCCACAUCCUCUUCCACACCCUGAGCCAAUACCUCAUUGUCCAGAGAAGCCGCCAUGCAAGGAACCAAAAGUCCCAGUUCCUCUUCCACACCCUGAGCCAAUACCAUGUCCUCAACAGAAGCAACAGUGCAAGUUGCCACCAGUCCCAGUUCCUACUCCAUGCCCUGAGCCAAUACCUUGUUCUCCAGAGAAGCCGCCAUGCAAGGAACCACCAGCCCCCGUUACUCCUCCAUGCCCUAAGCCAAGACCUUGUCCAGAGAACCCACCAUGCAAGGAGCCACCGGUCCCAGUUACUCCUCCAUGCCCUGAGCCAGUGAAAUGCCCACCUUGUGUGAAGACGUGCCCACCCAUUGAACAGCAACAAUGCAAGCAGCAAUGCCAGUUGCCACCCAAUUGGAAAUAACCUGCAAAAAACAAUGAGCGUCAUGGAACGAAAAGCAGAGUGCAAACUCAUGGCACCGAUUCCUGUGGCUUCUCGUUGGUCAUUUUGCCUCAUCCCCUCAUUUCUUUAAGGGUAUUCUGUUCAGAUGCACAGCUUCCCACCCAUGUGUUAAUUCUAUGGCUCGAUACGAUAGUUCUGCUAAUAAGUGACAUGGUGUUUCUGACUUUUUUUUGUAUGCACUGCUAGAAAAAGGUACUUCAGAUAGAACUUGUAUAAAACAUGCUUUGAAGAUCUAAUAGCAUUCUUCUCUCCUAGUUCUAUUGAUCCUCACAGAGCUAAAGUAGGUGAUGCUGAGGGAGGUUGGAACCAGGACUGCCUCCGCUGAGGUUCAAACUUAACUUGACAACAGUUAGGUGGCAGGGGAGCUAGGACCACUGUCCAUCAUGAUGACUGGUACUGUCUCAUUGUUUUCUUCUGCUCCCCCAUCAGUCUGUCUGUAUCCAUGUGCUGUCCUUUGUUAUAUACUUAGA
Messenger RNA from Chrysemys picta bellii (western painted turtle), 1730 nucleotides. RefSeq lists its product as uncharacterized. NCBI's taxonomy places the organism in Eukaryota, Metazoa, Chordata, Testudines, Emydidae. The record is from RefSeq and is a predicted model, not a curated record.